UGUGCACGUUAGGAAUUUCAACUACAUUUCCCAGGAUUCCUUGAAUUUACUCUCCUUGUUUUGCAGGGAAACCAGAAUUACGAGAGUGAGAGUCGAGUCCAUCCGAGCUGUCAGUGCCUGCGCUGGGCUUUUUAUUUUUUAUAACAACUGUUGUGAAACUGAUCGAAAGGCAGAAUGUUUGCUCGGGCUUUUGCAAACGGACUCUGUAACCGACUUCCAAGAGAAACCUCGCGGACUGUCGGUCUGAGGGCAACGGGGCGGCAGGAUAGGCAAGCUUCCACAGAGGUGGUGCUCAAGAAGACCCCGCUGUAUGACUUCCACAGGGCUCAGGGUGGUAAGAUGGUGGAGUUUGCAGGAUGGAGUAUGCCUGUGCAGUACAAAGACAGUCACAUUAACUCACACAUGCACACACGCCAGCACUGCUCCAUCUUCGACGUCAGUCACAUGCUGCAGACUAAAGUCUGUGGCAGAGACAGAGUGAAGUUUAUAGAGUCUCUAAUUGUUGGAGACAUAGCUGAACUAAAAGACAACCAGGGGACGCUCUCCCUCUUCACAAACACUAAAGGAGGCAUCAUGGAUGAUCUGAUUGUGACCAAGACAGAUUGCGGUUACCUGUAUGUUGUCUCCAAUGCUGGCUGUGCAGACAAAGAUUCUGCUCAUAUGCAGGCCAGACUGCAGGAGUUUAAAGCAGCAGGUCAUGAUGUAGAUUUAGAGUUCAUGGAAGAAAGCCUUAUUGCCCUGCAGGGCCCAUCAAUGACCCAGGUUCUGCAGACAGGUGUGGGUGAUGACCUCAGGAAGCUGACCUUUAUGACCAGUGUUUUGACCCCUGUGUUUGGCAUCAAGGGCUGCAGGGUCACACGCUGUGGAUAUACAGGGGAGGAUGGAGUUGAGAUCUCAGUACCAAGUGGAGAUGUUGUCUCACUGACUGAAAAGUUGUUAGCCGAUAGUGAGGUGAGACUCGCUGGACUCGGUGCCAGAGACAGUCUGAGGCUGGAGGCGGGACUUUGUCUCUACGGCAAUGACAUCGAUGAGACUACCACACCUGUGGAAGCAAGUCUUGUUUGGACUAUAGGUAAGCGUCGUCGACAGGCACGAGAUUUCCCUGGUGCUGACGUCAUUGUUCCACAAAUAAAGGCAAAGACACAGAGAAAAAGAGUGGGACUGAUCUCCACCGGACCACCUGUCAGACAGCACACACCAAUCCUGUCAUCCGACGGCAGGGUUAUAGGUGAGGUCACCAGUGGAUGCCCCUCCCCCUGCCUCAAACAAAAUGUUGCCAUGGGCUACAUGGAAGCUGGCUUCAGUAAAGUGGGCACAUCAAUCCAGGUGGAAGUGAGGAAGAAAGCAAUGCCAGCAGUGGUCAGCAAGAUGCCAUUCGUGCCCACCAAGUACUACAUGGGCCAGUAGACCUACUGAUCAUAAAAUCAUCUGUGUUUAUGAGAGGGUCUGUGGUAGAUCUGUCUGGAAGUAUUUAGCAGUGGAGGUCACUGCCACUUGAUUCCCGCUGGAAUGGAGAACAACAUUAGAGAUUAUGUAAAGCCUGAGAGAGAUGUCAAUGUUGAGCAUUCCAUAAUGUAAACACAAAUGCAAACUUUAAACACAACAAUAAUUUACUUCCAUUUAAAUUACGUUCCAGGACAUUCUGUUAUAAUUGCACAACAUUUUGGCCACUUCACUAGAAAUCCAAAUCAAGUGGACUUUCACGAUGUGGGAAAAGACCACUUGCUGUUUCUCUGCGUGUGUGUCUAACAUAGAGCACUUAAAAAGUUAGUUUGGGUGUGGGAAGGUGACAUCUGCUCUAAAGACUACUGACUAAGAUUCCUUUAAUAAGUUUGCCACAUAUCUGGUUCAUUUUAUGCCGAUGUUUCAGUGUCAUAACUUAAUGAUGUACGAUGGUAAAAUAAUUAACAACGCUAAUCUGAAUGAGAUAAAAACUACAUUAGAAAAGUGCCUAAUUUCUCUGGAGCAGAUUGUCAUGGUGUAGUAUUACUAAUGUCAUUAACUUUAGACCACAUCACUGUGAAGUCUUUCUGUCCGAAAGAACAAUUCCAUUUAUGUUUAUUUUUGGGAUGUUAUUAAAUAAUAAAAUUUAUUCUAUAUAAUUUU
This is a messenger RNA of Carassius carassius (crucian carp), 2106 nucleotides long. It is a transcript of the gene amt, whose product is annotated as aminomethyltransferase. NCBI's taxonomy places the organism in Eukaryota, Metazoa, Chordata, Actinopteri, Cypriniformes, Cyprinidae. Bases 175 to 1407 code for a protein of 410 amino acids. The record is from RefSeq and is a predicted model, not a curated record. Gene Ontology annotation, molecular function: aminomethyltransferase activity; protein binding. The transcript has 9 exons. Gene Ontology annotation, cellular component: mitochondrion. Gene Ontology annotation, biological process: glycine catabolic process.